This is a messenger RNA of Aspergillus saccharolyticus JOP 1030-1, 1434 nucleotides long. Its product is annotated as leucine aminopeptidase 1. Lineage: Eukaryota; Fungi; Ascomycota; Eurotiomycetes; Eurotiales; Aspergillaceae. Gene Ontology annotation, biological process: proteolysis. The record is from RefSeq and is a predicted model, not a curated record. The annotation marks the transcript as partial. The transcript has a single exon. Gene Ontology annotation, molecular function: metalloexopeptidase activity.
GACACCUUUGCCUCGUCCAUCUGUCUCGCUAAUCUCCUCGAAGGCACGCAGAAACUCCAAAACUUCGCCUACGCCUACCCGGAACGCAACCGCGUCUUCGGGGGCGCCGCCCACAAUGACACGCUCAACUACAUUUACAACGAACUCCAGGCGACAGGGGCCUACGAGCUCCAGCGCCAACCGCAAAUCCAUACUUGGACGACGAGCAACCAAUCCCUCACCACUGCUGGGGAUGGCAGGUCGAUCCCCGCGCACAGCAUGACCCACAGCCCCAACACGAACGUGACCGCCGACCUGGGCCUCGUGGCGCAGCUCGGCUGCAGCCCCGACGACUACGAUGCCUCCAGCAGCAGCGGCAAGAUUCUCCUCGCGCGACGAGGCGGGUGCUCCUUCGGCCAGAAGGCUCACCUGGCGGCGCGCGCCCACGCCGCCGGCCUGAUCAUCUACAACAACGUCGCCGGCCCGCUGCGCGGCACGCUGGGCAACAACCCUAACAUCACAACAAUUCCCACCCUCGGCAUCAGCCUCCUCGAUGGUCAACGCCUGCAGCGCGCCAUCACCCCGAACGCCACCUCCUCCAACACCACCACUUCCAUCCCCGCCCUCCGCCUGACCCUCUACAUCCACACCGAAUCCACCCCGCGCCUCACCUACAACCUCAUCGCCCAGUCCCGAACCGGGAACCGCGCAAACACAAUCGCCAUCGGCAGCCACACCGACUCCGUCAACGCCGGGCCCGGCAUCAACGACAACGGCUCCGGCACCAUCGGCGCCCUCGCCAUCGCCAAAGCCCUCGCCGCACAGAUCCACGCCCAGCAACUCCCACUCCACCAGACCGUGCGCUUCCUCUUCUUCACCGCCGAGGAAUUCGGCCGGCUGGGCAGUGAGGCCUACGUCCGCAGCCUCCCCGCCGCCAACCUCUCCCAGAUCCGACUGUACUUGAAUCUCGACAUGAUCGCCAGCCCGAACUACGCGUUCAUGAUCUACGACGGGGGUGGGACGCGGUUUAACGUCUCCGGGCCGCCGGGUUCGGGCCAUAUCCAGCGCACUUUUGAACAGUACUUUGAGAGGCAGAAUGUCUCGUACGCGGCCGCCCCGUUGACGGGCCGCUCGGAUUAUCGGGCGUUUGUGCGCCAUGGGGUUCCGGUGGGGGGGCUGUUUACCGGGGCGGAGGGAGUGAAGACGCAGCGCGAGGCGGAGGUGUUUGGCGGAAGGAUGGGGGUGGCGUAUGAUCCGAAUUAUCAUGGGGCGGGGGAUACGGUGGGGAAUCUGCAUCACGGGGCGUUUUUGAUGAAUGUGAGGUCGGCGGCCGCUGUGGUGGCGAGAUAUGCGGGGGAUUUGGAGGGGAUUCCGGUGCGGGAGGUGGGGGGGAAUGCCUCGGUGGUGCAGGAGGGGGUUUCUGGGGGGAAAAUGGGAGAUGUGGUGGUUGCGUAG